AUGGCUCAGAUGGAAAUAGGACAAGCUCUAGACCCUCGGCAUAGAAAUGAAAGCGGGAUACCCUCUUUUUCUGUCUAUAAACGUGUCAUUCGGAUAAAAGAAAGAAGCGACCCUGUAUUUCUGCACAGAAAUGUCACCUGGGUAUUGUUGCAAAAGCAGAACCGCUCCACACCAAGAAAUACCAGUAGGUCACCAACAGGAAAAGCCCGUGGCACUUUCAAGGAAAAUGACAACUGCACAGUGAUGUGGGAGGAAUGUGGCCUUCGCACUAGGAACAGCACUCACGCACUCAGAGAGAAAGAGGCUAGGCUUCUCCACAAGCAUGGCAGCCCACCCCCAAAAGGGAAAUUGCAGGGAACGCCCUCUGCAAAUCUCAGUGUAAGGCUUCCUGGAGAAAAGCAGAGAACCUUCCAGAAAAUUGGCAAAAAGAGGACUGGCAUUCAGGCAGAGCUGGCAAAAGGACCGAUUACUCUGCGCAGCCAGGCUGAAGACAGAAAGGAUUCCACAACUUCCUUACAAAAUGCUAGUCAGCCCCUUCUGCAGAAAAAGCUCAGUUUGACUCUUAGGGAGGCUAGUGGAGUAUCACCAGGAAAAAGACUCAGCAGCCAGCCGAGGAAUGUCAGCUGGGCAGCAGAAGACAAGGCCCAGAGCCCUUCUCACAGGAAUGCAAGCUGGUCAUUGCCCAGCCAAGAACUGCUGUCUCCCCAUAGAAAUGUCAACCAGGCCCUGACCAGAACUGAGGAUGGCCUUCAAAGCAAGAAUAGUGUCCAGGCUCAGCUGGGGAAUACCACCCAAUCAAAAACUAGGAGAGGACAAAAUUUACCUCAUAAAAAUGUCUCCCAAGGAAGGACAGGCUCACCAAAACAGCAGCCUGUAAAGCCCAAAGAAAGAAAGAAGUCCACCAUGCCUUCUCUGCCUCCCACUUGCUUGCUGUCUGAACACGCCAUAGCCUGUGGGAAUGCCCACCUGAAAUAUGUGCCCAAACUGACUGAUUCUGUUCUGAAAACCCUCUACCUGGCAGAGAAUGAAAUCAACAAUAUCCCAGCUGGAGUUUUCUUGGGAUUACCUAAUCUGGAAUGGUUGGAUCUCAGCAAGAACAAGCUGAAAUCGACCGGCUUGCACCCAGAAGCCUUCAAGAACCUCACCAAACUGAAGCGUCUGAAUCUGGAUGGGAACCAGCUCACUUCAAUCCCAGCCUUGCCAAGUUCAUUACAUGAACUUAAACUGAAUGACAAUAAUUUAGCAGGACUUCAGAGACAGAGCUUCAGAGGCCUCUUCAAACUGCUCACCUUGGAGCUAGAAGGAAACCAGCUGCAUGAUGGCAACGUUCCCCCUACUGCUUUCACGCCCCUGGGCAGGCUUAUCUACCUGCGACUAGACCGGAACCAUUUUCGGACUAUCCCAUCGGGUUUGCCUGCAUCUCUGCAGGAGCUGCAUCUAGAUUCCAAUCGCAUUGAGGAGGUGACUGAGGGUGUCCUCAACAGAACUCUGAAUCUCACUGUGCUGGUUCUGAGCAACAAUAAGCUGCAAGAGGAUCGCAUUGCUCCACGUGCCUGGAUUGACCUCCUGAAACUGGAGGCGUUAGAUUUGUCUCACAACCAUUUAGUACACGUGCCCUCAUUUCUGCCUCGACAUUUGAAACAGCUGACUUUGCACCACAACCGCAUUGAACGUGUCCCCGGCUACGUUUUUGCCCAUAUGAAGCCUGGCCUGGAAUUCCUGCAUCUCUCCCACAAUGUGCUGCGGGAUGACGAUGUCCAUGCCAUCUCCUUCUUAGGGCUCUACCAUUCACUUGCUGAACUGCUCUUGGACAACAAUUGGUUCCAGGCCAUCCCACAUGGCAUCAUCAACUUAAAGGGCUUGCAGGUUCUACGGCUGAGCCAUAACCGCAUCCGACAUGUGCCCCUGAACUCACUCUGUGACACAAGAGUGUCAGAAGACUCGAACAUUGUGUCUGUGCACUUGGAGCAUAAUUUGAUUGAUCGCCGCCGCAUCCCUCCCACAGCCUUCUCCUGUAUCAAAGCCUAUCACAGUGUGAUACUGAGACCACAACAGAAUGAAGAUGAUUACUGA
Molecule: messenger RNA, 2073 nt
Organism: Protobothrops mucrosquamatus (brown spotted pit viper)
Lineage: Eukaryota; Metazoa; Chordata; Lepidosauria; Squamata; Viperidae
Product: extracellular matrix protein 2
Exons: 7
Coding region: 1-2073 (690 amino acids)
Biological process (GO): extracellular matrix organization; positive regulation of cell-substrate adhesion
Cellular component (GO): extracellular matrix
Molecular function (GO): protein binding; heparin binding; collagen V binding
Source: RefSeq, a predicted model, not a curated record